Messenger RNA from Arachis ipaensis, 1410 nucleotides. The record is from RefSeq and is a predicted model, not a curated record. NCBI's taxonomy places the organism in Eukaryota, Viridiplantae, Streptophyta, Magnoliopsida, Fabales, Fabaceae.
AUGGCCAGUAAUAGUUCAUACAUAGUUGUGCUUGUUUAUCCCAAUUGUCGUAUGAGAAAUGGCGACAACGGGGUGACAUUUGAGUGUGAGGAUCCGAUAUUGUUUCGCACUCAGCGUGUGGGGACGUUGUCAGAUUUGAAGAGUUUGAUAUUGAGCAAGUUCGGUGGUACACAAGCGAGGAAAAUUGGAAGGGUGGCGUAUAGGUUGCUGGCACCCAUGGGUAACAGAGUCUUCCGGUUUCGACUAUUCCGACUUCUAGGGGACGAGCAUGUGCGACUGAUGUUCGACAACCAUGGGAGGAUCAUGGUGGAGCAGGUAAUGGAGCUUUCAGCAGAGGUGGGACACAGUGGUGGUGGGAGUUCUGUACACUCGACCUAUGUACAGGACGACCGACCCCUCGCACCACCGCCCAUUCAUGUCGCCAUUCCAGUAGAUGAGGCAGAGGAGGGCGAAGAGGAGUCAGACGAGGAUUACGUGGCGGACAGUGCGGACAACGACUUGUCUGAAAGUGGGGAUGGGGAUGAGUGUGUUCCGGAGACACCUGUUCAGACUGUGGCGCGCCAUGUCCUGCCUCGACCUCACCCAAUUUCGGCGCUUUCGGCAGUUCCAUCUCAGGAUCACAGUCUGGAUCUGGACGCCAUGCAUGAGAGGACUCCGUUUCUUGACACGGGUGAAGAGGAUUACAACCUAGACAGCGGUGUAGAGUUUCGGGUCGGCCACAAUAUUCGGAGGAGUGCGGAGUACCGGGUGAUCGAAUCGGACCCGUUAAAGUACCAUGUGCAGUGCCAUCAAGCUGAGAAUAGGUGUCAAUGGAGCCUCCGUGUGGCCCUUCGGCAGAACCGCGGAUACUGGGAGGUUCGGAGGGUGGGUGGAGUGCACAGUUGUCUAGCACCCACCAUGUCUCAAGACCAUCAUCAGUUAGACAGCAGUCUGAUCUGCAGGGUCAUCUUGUCGUUGAUUCAGUCCAACCCCUCUGUAAGCAUUCCGAUUUUGCAAGGUGCGGUCCAAGCAAGCUAUCACUUCAAACCAUCCUACAAAAAGGUGUGGAUGGCCAAGCAGAAGGCAAUUGCACCUAUAUACGGGGAUUGGGAAGAGUCGUACAAUAAGGUUCCAAAGCUGCUUCAGGCACUGCAGAGUUGUUUUCCUGGUACCAUUUGUGACCUACGCGUCAAACCGUUCUAUAAUGGAUACCUCAUGGUACGCGACUGCAGCAUGUUCGACAAGGUAUUUUGGGCUUUCCCGUCAUGUGUCGAGGCCUUCAAAUAUUGCAAGCUGUUUGUCUCUGUAGACGGUACGCAUCUGUAUGGCAGAUACGGUGGUGUGUUGCUUAUUGCGGUGGCGCAAGAUGGGAAUAGCAACAUCCUGCCUAUUGCUUUUGCCAUUGUAGAGUCCGAGAGCACCGAGUCAUAG